Messenger RNA from Sinocyclocheilus rhinocerous, 3231 nucleotides. RefSeq names its product IQ motif and SEC7 domain-containing protein 2-like. Gene Ontology annotation, biological process: regulation of ARF protein signal transduction; actin cytoskeleton organization. NCBI's taxonomy places the organism in Eukaryota, Metazoa, Chordata, Actinopteri, Cypriniformes, Cyprinidae. The coding region runs from base 1 to 3231 and encodes 1076 amino acids. Gene Ontology annotation, molecular function: guanyl-nucleotide exchange factor activity. The record is from RefSeq and is a predicted model, not a curated record. The transcript is spliced from 14 exons.
AUGAGUGAGGAGGAAACCCAGAGUUCAGCUUCACGUCCCUUUUCAGACAGUUCCAGCAGUAAAUCUCCUUACGUGAACAGCUCUGACCGUUACAGGGACAACAGCUGUGGCCCCCCAGGCCCUCGGGUGCCUUUUGUGCCCCCUCCAAGCCCAGCCAGCCUUGCCUGGGCACAUCGUACACGCAACCAACCAGCUAGCCUGGCCCUACGUAAACAAGAGGAAGAAGAGAACAAGAGGUGCAAAGCCCUAUCAGACAGUUAUGAACUCUCUACAGACCUACAAGACAAGAAGGUGGAGAUGCUGGAGAAGAAAUAUGGAGGUUACUUCGUGAGUAGACGAGCAGCACGUACCAUCCAGACAGCAUUCCGUCAAUAUCGCAUGAAUAAGAACUUUGAGCGCCUGCGCAGCUCAGCUUCUGAGAGCCGCAUGACACGGCGCAUCAUCCUUUCCAACAUGCGACUGCAGUACUCGUUUGAUGACCGACAUCCUCAACCUCCCACCCAGACUCACUACAGUCACAGUCCAGGAAUGGGUCCUCCGCAUUCUCCAACCUGCACCACAGAGCCAAGCUCCCCAUCACAACCGGAAUACACCCACCUAGAGGACUCCUUCUCAAAACAAGUUAAGUCCUUGGCCGACUCCAUUGAUGAUGCCCUAACAUGUCGACCACGCCGAGAUGAUUCCCAGGAAGGUAUAGGGGAUGGAAGUGGUGUUGUGGAUGACUUUGGCGAGUGCAUAUGGAGCAGCAACAGCCACGCAUCCUUACGAAGAGGUCUUGGAGACAGGGAUCGAGGAGGUACAGGGGGCUUGAGCAUGCACGAGGAUAGCACAGCCACCUCCUACAGUGAUGUCACGCUUUACAUGGAUGACGGACUACCUUCCUCACCGCUUUCUCUAGACCGGGCCCCUAGCAGCACAGACACUGAGUUCUGGGGGGGUGUUGGAAGUGGAGUAGGUGGUAGGGAAGAUAGCCGUGACACAGAAGGAGGAGGAAGCAGCAAUAGCCGCCGAAGCACACCUUGCACAGAGUGCCGUGAUUACCGUUUACGGGGAGGGCACUUACCGUUACUUACGAUAGAACCACCUAGCGACAGCUCAGUGGACAUGAGUGACCGCUCAGACCGAGGCUCCCUUAGCAGACAACUAGUCUUUGAGCAGGACUCAGCGGUAGGGUCACCUCAAGGGACACUAAAGCACAACCCUAAUGCUCGUUCAACAUCCUCAACAGCUGCACAAGGUCAAACACGUCCAGCUAUCCGAUCGAUACCGUCGCACAUCCCACACCACAUGGCUCACCAUCAUCACCAUCACCACCACCACCAUCAUCACCAGUACCCCGACACCCCUUCGUCUUCCUCCUCUCCUCAACAGCCCCCAGCCACACCGCUCUCAUCCUCCUCUUCAGCUCCACUGCCUCCUGGUGGCUUGGAGCAGCAGUGCUGCUCGGAUGGUGAUAAUGACUCACUGAACUCCACCACAAACUCUAAUGAGACCAUUAAUUGCAGCUCAGGCUCCUCUUCAAGGGACAGUCUGCGGGAGCCCUUGCCCCCAUUAGGGAAACAGACCUACCAGAGAGAAAGCCGGCACAGCUGGGACUCUCCUGCCUUUAACAACGAUGUAGUUCAGAGAAGACAAUAUCGCAUCGGACUCAACCUCUUCAACAAGAAGCCAGAAAAGGGUAUUCAGUACCUGAUUGAGAAGGGCUUUGUGUCAGACACACCAGUGGGCAUCGCUCGCUUUAUCCUGGAAAGAAAAGGCCUGAGUCGCCAGAUGAUUGGAGAGUUCCUUGGAAACAGACAGAAACAGUUCAACAAAGAUGUACUGGAUUGUGUUGUGGAUGAAAUGGACUUUUCUGGAAUGGAUCUUGAUGAUGCUCUGAGGAAAUUUCAAGCUCAGAUAAAAGUCCAAGGAGAAGCCCAAAAAGUGGAAAGGCUUAUUGAGGCUUUCAGCCAGAGGUACUGUGUUUGUAAUCCAGCACUGAUAAGACAGUUCCAGAACCCAGACACCAUCUUCAUCCUAGCUUUUGCCAUCAUCCUCCUCAACACAGACAUGUACAGCCCCAAUAUCAAAGUGGAGAGGAAGAUGAAGCUGGACGAUUUCAUCAAAAACUUGAGAGGGGUGGAUAAUGGUCAGGACAUCCCACGUGACUUACUGGUUGGAAUCUACCAGCGCAUUCAGAAGUGGGAACUGAGGACCAAUGAUGACCAUGUUUCUCAGGUCCAGGCCGUGGAGAGAGUCAUAGUGGGCAAGAAACCUGUUCUGUCUCUGCCCCACCGCAGACUAGUGUGCUGCUGUCAGCUCUAUGAAGUCCCGGACCCCAACCGUCCUCAAAGGUCUGGAGUUCACCAGAGAGAGGUCUUCCUCUUCAACGAUCUGCUUGUGGUUACAAAGAUCUUCCAGAAGAAGAAAACCUCCGUAACGUACAAUUUCAGACAGUCCUUCCCUCUGGUGGAGAUGCAGGUUCACAUGUUCCAGAACUCCUACUAUCCUCAUGGUGUCAGACUAACUUCAGCGAUCCCGGGUGGUGAGCAUAAAGUUUUGAUUGUGUUCAUGGCCCCUAGUCAACAGGACCGCACACGCAUUGUCACUGAUCUGAGGGAGAGCAUUGCUGAGGUCCAGGACAUGGAGAAAUACAGAGUGGGAUCUGAGUUGGAGAAGCAGAAGGGAGUAAUGCGGCCCAGCCUGCUCACCAACAGCAUUAUGGCUGGAGGAGUGGGUGGGGUCAAGAAUGAAGUGGUGAAUGGCACUAUGGGAAGGCCUAGUCUGGAUGACAACUAUUCACCAGGAGAGGGCCUCAAACGUACUGCUCUCAGCUCCUCACUGAGGGACCUGUCUGAAUCAGGGAAACGUGGCCGCAGAAACAGCGUUGGUUCCCUUGACAGUACAAUGGAAGGUUCCAUCAUUAGCAGUCCGCGGCCUCACCAGCGUUACCCAGUAGCCACUGUGCUCCCAGGAUGCUAUGGAACAGAAGACUUCCGGCCUCACCGCCCCAUCCUGAGCCCCGGAGUGGGGGUGGGGGGUGGGCCGGGGCAGCAACACACACCUGUGGUGACUGGCGCUGGGCCGGUCUCCAGCAGCCUCUCUCCACUCUCCCCCCCCAGCACCAAGGCCCCCCUUCACAGGCCGGAGGUCAGCAAGGGCCCUCGCCAGCUCAGACUGGAGCCGUACCUGGGGGGACGGGCACAGUCGAACGCGCCAAAUCCAAACCUACCAACCGGAUCAGCACGGUAG